This is a messenger RNA of Arabis nemorensis, 945 nucleotides long. The record is from the annotation of a GenBank genome assembly. NCBI's taxonomy places the organism in Eukaryota, Viridiplantae, Streptophyta, Magnoliopsida, Brassicales, Brassicaceae.
AUGGAUCAUUCGUUAGCUGUCAAAAUUCUGUCUCUGUUCCAAAUCUUUGUCUCUGGUCGGAAACUAGCAGAACAAGAAGAAGGAAACGAGUUUCAGCUCUUGAAGUACCACAAAGGUGCUCUUCUCUCCGGCAAGAUCUCCGUUAACCUAAUCUGGUACGGAAAAUUCAAACCUUCUCAGAGAGCAAUCAUCUCCGAUUUCAUCACUUCACUCUCACCACAUUCCAAGAGUACUCCUCUCAACCAACCAUCUGUCGCCACGUGGUGGAAAACCACCGAGAAAUACUACAAACUCGCCGGAGCUGAUAAAAACCCUUCUUCUUCUUCUCUCUCACUCACUCUCGGUAAACAGAUCCUCGACGAGGACUGUUCGCUCGGAAAGUCUCUUACAAACGGAGAGAUCCGUAAGCUAGCUUCAAAAGGAGACCAACACGAUGCGGUAAACGUCGUUUUGACUUCAACUGACGUGGCGGUACAAGGAUUCGGUAUGAACCGAUGCGGGACCCACGGAUACGCUCCUGGUUUGGGUAAACGUGGCACCAAAUUCGCUUACAUCUGGGUCGGAAACUCCGAGACACAAUGUCCGGGUCAAUGCGCGUGGCCAUUUCACGCGCCGGUUUACGGUCCGCAGAGUCCGGUUCUAGUUGCGCCGAACAACGACGUUGGUCUAGACGGUAUGGUGAUUAACUUAGCGAGUCUUUUGGCUGGAACCGCAACGAACCCGUUUGGUAAUGGUUACUACCAGGGACCACAAACCGCACCGCUCGAGGCUGCUUCGGCUUGUCCUGGGGUUUAUGGCAAAGGAGCUUAUCCUGGUUACGCUGGGAAUCUAUUGGUGGAUACAACAACGGGAGGUAGUUUCAAUGCGUAUGGUGCAAACGGCAGGAAGUUCUUGCUCCCUGCUUUGUAUGAUCCUACCAAGUCGGCUUGCUCUACUAUGGUUUGA